GGCACAUUCGCCUUGGCCACCAAUGCCUCCGACGGACGUGGUCGAAGGCGUGCCACUCCUGGUCGUCAAGCCACAUGCGGCAUCGCUUGACAAGUUAGUUCAGUCCAAGUCGCCCACGUCGACAAACACCAACAACCAAGGCUCUGUCUUUUCGUCGUAUGUUGGCAUCUUGUGUGCCAUGCUGGGAGCCGGCAUCAUGACGUUGCCGAGCACGAUCUCCGCCAUGACGCCAGCGUUCGGCGUGGGACUAUUGCUCGUGACUGGAUUUCUGGCUUUCGCGUCGCUGCGAUGCCUCUGUCUCUCCGCGGAUGUGACCGGGUUGUACUCGUACGAGCACUUGAGCACCCGGUUCUUUCCCCCGAUCCUGCAGUGGAUGCUUCGGGUGUUGACGCUAGUGCCUUGCUUUGGGGCGUGCGUCAUGUACAUGAUUGUGGCCAUGGACAUGUUGCUGCCAUUCGUGGGUAUCUCUCGUCCGCUGUUGUGUGCUGCCUACGCCGUUCUAGCGUAUCCCCUUUGCCUCUUGGACUCGUUUCACGCAUUGCAGUACAGCAACACCGUUGUGAUUUUCUGCAUCUUUUACAUCACUGGUGUGUUGGUGCACCACGCUUGGGGAAGGCCGUGGCCUGACCAAUCGACGCUGCCCAUAACAAGUGUGACGUGGGCUGGGCUAGCGUAUGCUAUUCCCAUUCAAACGUUCAGCUUUUGCUGCCACUUCAACUACAUGCGCGUGUACGGUGAACUGCAACACAAACCGUUGGUGUCAACUAUAACGUGGCUCGUGAUUGGGUCGGCGUUCUUGAUCUACGGGACGUACUCUGUCGCAGGCUACAUUGUCUUUCAAGGGUUGCCUCCCCACGACAUCCUCACGGGGUUUCCCAUCUCGGAUGCGUCCGUGACUGGCGUCAGGCUCGCGCUGGCCAUGUGUAUGUGGUGUAAGAUGCCGCUGGCGUAUCAACCGAUUCGAGAUGUGGCGGAAGUCGUGUGUUUGCCCUAUUUGGCACCCUUGACCAAAUGGCCGUUUCGCGUGCCGUUCACCGGGGUACAUAGCAUACACCAUGUUUUUUCCCUGGCUUUAACGACGACUUUGAUGACGCGCCUAUCCUGUUGAUGUCCCAACCCUUAUUACUGUACACAGGCGUUUUUGCUGAUGGCGUACGGUGUCGCAGUUACCGCCGAGGACCUGAGCGUGGUGAUGGACUGGAUUGGGGCCACCGAUGGCAUCUUGGUGGCGUUUGUGGUGCCGGGCUUGUUUCUGUAUGCUGCGACCAAGGAGUACCAAGACAAGUUACCCUCGUAUGCGUCCAUGUUGGCGCUGUCCAUGGCGUGCGUGGGGCUCGUGCUCACCACGUUUACCGUGUACCGGCUAGUGUUUGAAUAAAAAGUGCAGUGCCCUGAUCUGAAUACAUAGUUUAUGGAAAUAAUAAUAUAAGGUAUUCGUCUGCACUCA
Messenger RNA from Aphanomyces astaci, 1447 nucleotides. RefSeq lists its product as hypothetical. The record is from RefSeq and is a predicted model, not a curated record. The transcript is spliced from 2 exons. Lineage: Eukaryota; Oomycota; Saprolegniomycetes; Saprolegniales; Verrucalvaceae. Gene Ontology annotation, molecular function: amino acid transmembrane transporter activity. Gene Ontology annotation, biological process: amino acid transmembrane transport. The coding region runs from base 23 to 1108 and encodes 361 amino acids.